Austrofundulus limnaeus is the source of this 1315-nucleotide messenger RNA. RefSeq names its product fin bud initiation factor a (gene fibina). NCBI's taxonomy places the organism in Eukaryota, Metazoa, Chordata, Actinopteri, Cyprinodontiformes, Rivulidae. The record is from RefSeq and is a predicted model, not a curated record. The transcript has a single exon. Bases 155 to 940 code for a protein of 261 amino acids.
CCAUUCAUCAAGACACUGCAAUACAAUUUUUUUGGAACAAAUUGUUAACAAAACAACAAAACAGAUAUUAUGGCCCAUUUUACACCAAACAUGGGCAGUUUUCUGAUUUAAGCUGAAUAUUUUUUUAUUGCACACAUGGCAAGGAGCAGGGUCCAUGAGGGGCCCCUCGAAGUCAAACUGGCAGUCUGCGCCUUUGGGAGGGGAUGGUGGUGGGGUGGGGGGUGGGGGGCUGUGUAACUUGAGCCUGGAUGAAAACAGCGCGCUGUAUCCGGCUUCCAGUCCAGAUGCAGCUCGGGCUGACAUGAUGGAUCCCGUCCCGCUGCUGCUCCUCCUGCUCUCAUCGGUACCGGCGGGCUCGGCAGCCUACAGCGGGCCCCUCCAACCGGAGAUCUCCAACGGCACCUUCCACCACUUCUUCGUCCCGGACGGGGACUACGAGGAGACGGUGGACCCGGAGCAGUGCCAGAUGCUCUUCAGGUUCUCCGACGCGCUCCCGUGCGCGGCCUCCGGAGAGGAGGAGGGCAGCGACGCGGCGGUGCGCGACGACUUCAUCAUCACCAAACUGCAGGCGGAGGACGCGGCGCGGCUGCUGGAGAGCAUCGGGCGCACCGUGGCGCACGACCUGGAUGGAGAGGACAGCUACGGGAAGUUCCUCCUCAGGGAGGUCUCCCAGAUCGGCGAGGCCUUCUCCAGCGUGGACAAGUCCCUGGUGGAGCUGGAGGUGAAGUUUAAACAGAGCCAGGAGACCGAGCUGAGGGAGGAACAGCAGCUGAGCGGCUACGUGCUGAAGCAAGUGGGCGACAUCCGGGGCGCGCUGAGGGAGACCACCGACAUCUCCCAGGGUCUGAAGGACAAACAUGAACUGCUGUCUCUCAUCAUCCGCAGUCAUGGGACCAGACUGAGCCGCCUGAAGACUGAGUUUCUGACUGUGGACUCUUAGUGUGCCAUGUGUGUCUGUGUGUGUGAGUGUGUGAGUGAUAAAAGAGGACCCUCCAGUUCACAACUGGACAGUUUAUUGUGGCUCACAUGGAUAUUCCUCUGGUGGAAUUUGACCUUUUGGUUGUUUUCAUUCCUUGGAGAGAUAUGAACAAAAAUAUCAACACAUUCCUCUGUGUCGGAAAUGGAAGGGAAAAGCAGAAAUGUGAGAAUAAAUUAAAUGUGCAUGGAGUCUUAUUUGUGCCAGCAGAGGAAAUAUUCAAAAUAAAAGUCUGCAAAUUAAAUUUUAUGAUUUUGAAAUCAGCAGGAACUGCCUAUCUGUAUGAUCCGAUGUUGUUGUUUAAAUAAACACAUAUCUAUCUAUUACUUAACAUUAAAA